Ostrea edulis (European flat oyster) is the source of this 876-nucleotide messenger RNA. RefSeq names its product NADH dehydrogenase [ubiquinone] iron-sulfur protein 6, mitochondrial. Gene Ontology annotation, biological process: mitochondrial electron transport, NADH to ubiquinone. The coding region runs from base 336 to 761 and encodes 141 amino acids. The record is from RefSeq and is a predicted model, not a curated record. NCBI's taxonomy places the organism in Eukaryota, Metazoa, Mollusca, Bivalvia, Ostreida, Ostreidae. The transcript has 7 exons.
AGCGGAUUGGCGAUGAAGCAAGAGAGCUUAAACUGCACCAAAUUCUAAAUAUGUUAAAGCACGUACAUAUGAGUUUACCUGUCAUCGACCAGUAAGUUUUCGGAAUUACCCAACACUGCCCAAUAAGUUUUCGGAAUUACCUAACACCGCCCAAUAACUUUCGGGAAUUACCUAAUGCCGCCCUGUAAGUUUAGAAUACCUGAAUGGAGAGGUUUUUUUCAUUAUCGGACAAUUACAGUUUUGGUUUGCACUAAUGGGCUUCCGUAUACAUAGGGAUCUCCCUUUGGAAGAGGAUAAUGUAGGUGAAGGUCGUAGAAACAAAAUUUGUAGGCUUGAUGGCUUUGACAAGGGCACUUGCACGAGUGCGGGUUUUACAGACGUCUGUGCGGUUGUUAGCCACAAAACCCGAUGAAGGGAGAAACGUGGACGAAGUGACACACACAGGCCAGGUUUGGGAUAAAGAUGACUACAGAAGAGUUAGAUUUCUAGACAAGAAGAAAGUGGUCAACAAAAAUUUUGCCAUCAAUCUGAUUGGUGAGGACCCCGUGGUUGUGUGUGAUGAGAAAACAGUGUGGAGCAAUAGUGGAGGAGCCCUAGGUCACCCAAAGGUCUAUAUCAAUCUGGAUAAACCAAAGAUAUCGACAUGUGGAUAUUCAGGGAGAAAAUUUAUCUAUAAAGGUUUUUAUAAAGAGGCUGAACAUGGACCUUCAAUAACAUAUGAACAAUAUCUGGAAGAAAUGAAACCUACACCGCGAGACUGACCGCACAAGAUGAUAGGCUUGUUUUCCAUGUAUAGGAAUUAAUGUACAACACAGUUGCUGUAUAAUAAAAGUGAAUAAUUUUAAUUUCUCAAUAAAAAAAAUAUGUGAUAUACCA